Physcomitrium patens is the source of this 3688-nucleotide messenger RNA. The record is from RefSeq and is a predicted model, not a curated record. Lineage: Eukaryota; Viridiplantae; Streptophyta; Bryopsida; Funariales; Funariaceae.
CCCUCCUGAUGAUGCACACCCAACAGACGUCAUGGCUUACUCAUUGUUUAUUAUUGCGUUUCUGGAAAAGGAUGGUGUUCGGAAACUUGAAGCACUUGAAGAAGUAGCCGAAAUUGUUUUCAGAUUUCAUAUUGCGCCCUUUAUUACCGAUGAUAAUAUCGGCAUUCGAAGUUCGACCUUGUUCAAGUUAUGGAAAAAGCAACGAAACAUUGAAGACUAUGCAAAUCGUGGCAGGUGGGGAAAGGCUAUGAGAGAAACUGACAAUAUGUUGGAAUUGAUUCAAAACUUAUCUUCGCCCAGGGACAAGAAUGUGGAAGAGUUAGCAGUACGCAUCGCAAGAUGCUCAUUUUAUUCAAGUUGGGGAAAUCGGAAACACGCACUGGAAGAGGUGGAGAAGGUUAUUGCGGCAGUUAAUUCUGUUGAAUACCCAGAUGUUCGAGAAUCUGUGCGUCUUGCAUUUGUGCAUUGUCUAUGCUCCCAUGCUGUAGAUUGCCACAAGGAUGGCAAUGUUACAGAAUCGAAGAGAUUGAUGGGCUUAGCCAAAAGUAAGAUCUCAAGAUGCAACAAUGCCUUGGAACUUGCAGAGGUGGAGUUUUCGGAAGCACGCAUGUUGUGUCAUGAAGGACAAUGGGUGGAAGCUGCAGAUAAGGCUCGAGCAUCGAUUUUUCUUCUUAUGAAAGAACAACGGCGUUUAUGUCACCUUGACCAUGAACCUAUAUCUUGGCUUUCAUAUUCUCGUGACUAUCUGAACGAAAAACUCGUUUUCAUUGAAAGCCUCUAUAUACGGCGCCUCCAAAAUCCCAUCAUUGGUCUUGUUUGGGCGGAGAGGAGCCAACAGCGCUUCCUUAUGCACCAAUUUUUCAACCAGCCCAAGGAAAUUGCAAUUCCCAGUCCUUCUGAUCUUGAUGAGUGUGAUCAGUUGCUAACAACUUUGUUUUUUCAGACCACCAAAGCCUUGAGGCUCAAGACAUCCAUUAUAGAAUAUUCAUACAAUUUAGACAAAGAAAUUAUGAAUAUGUAUGUAGUGGCAAUGUCACCUGACGGCAAGGAUUUUUUGCAUCGGAGUAAAAUUUGUCAUCUUCCAACGUGGUUCGAGGAGACCAAUUUGUCAAGCAACCAGAGUCUUCAAGAAUUGAUAGUAGAUGCUAUUGAUGAACAAGGCCGAAGUAUUGAAGCCUUAAGCAUCUUACAUGCUCUCCUUAUACAAUAUAUUGAGGAGGAUUUGAAAGGUUGUGAUUCACUCAUCUACGUACCUGGCCAUGGAUGUUUGGCAAAAAUCCCCUUUGCUGCAUUAUAUGAUGACAGACACAAAGAACAUUUAAUUGCAGAGUACAACGUGGCUGUUGUCCCCUCAAUUGUGACUUUACAUCGUUGUUUGUAUAGCCAAUACAAUUUCGAGAGGGAUUUGCAAGUUUUGGGUCAAAAUUUGCUCCAAGAUUCUUCAUUGGAACCUGGAUCUUCAGAGCAACCUCUUAAGUUUGAUGGCCAUCUACCAAGUAAUGUAGCUUUCAUAGCUGGCAACCAGGAGCCAAUGGGGCUUGGAUGGAAUCAAUUACGUGGUGCUGAAGAAGAAGCCAAGAGGGUGGCGGCAUUUUUCAAGGUGACACCUUGCAUAGGGAAAGACAUGACUAAGCAGGCUGUUAUUGAAGGCUUAUCAACCAGCAAAGUGGUUUUGUUAGCUACACAUGGUGUGGUGAAUGAUGACUAUCCUCAUGGUUGUCUCGUACUCCAAGCAUGUCCUGGACCGAAUGAAGUUACAUCAACAUCACCAUUGCAGCCAGAACUGGACGUUAUUGUGCUUAACAAACGACUCUGCAGACCUGACGAAGUUGCGUCAACAUCGACCUCAACGCUGCCACCAGGAAUGGACAUGCUCACACUUAGCAAACAGCUGAAUGAUGUUGCAUUGGCCUCAACAGCAACGCUCGAAGUCAGUUCCACACCCGUGACUACUGCGGAACUUUGGAAAGGUAAGGGUAUUGCAGAGGAGCAAGAGCAAGAUGUUCUUCAACAUGAUGGUCAUCAAGAAGGUAAGCGAAGUUUGAGGCUUUUUGAAUUCAGUGACAAGAAGUCCAAACAACAGAGGGCUGGAGAAGCAUCCCAGGUUCUCACAGCUGAGGAGAUUGGGGCUCUGAAAGGCGGGAUCUCUGCUGGGCUGGUUGUGUUGAGUGCAUGUCAGUCGGGAUUAGGCGAAGCCAUUACAGGUGAAGGAUUGUUGGGACUGGGAAGGGCUCUCUUGCUAGCGGGAGCAGUUUCUACGAUCCUCACUCUUUGGAAAGUUGAUGAUGUGUUCACUGGUAGAUUUAUAAUUGAUCUAUUCAAAGAAAUGCUCAUUGCAGAGCCGCGAGGUAGGAGUGUGGAUGAGUGCAUGAAAGAUGUCAUUCUAAACAUGAUUCGCGAGCGUCAACCUCUGAAGCAUUGGGCAGCUUUUACGAUUGUGGGUUCACCAGCUUUGCGACUAUUUAAGCCUGACAACAGUACAUGGGGAGCAUCAGGCUUGGACAAGCACUCUUAUCAUGCGUUUCAAAACUACAAUACUUGCCCAUAUUCUUGCCGCGUGUGUGAAAAAAGAGGAAAGAGGUUAGCAACAGCGAAUGCUUUGUAUCAAUUUACGAUGUUUCCGAUACAAUUGAUAUGGAGAGCAUACGCACCCUCGGUUCAGAAGAGCUAGAGGAAAUGUUGCGCAAUGGCGCACGUCUAGUGAAGCUUGGGGAAACAAAUCUGUACCGAUUAGUAGGACAAGAUGGAAGUUUUGAAUAUUUGUCUCUUGGCACUAAAAUGGAUAUUGUUUAACUGCCACCAAAUUGAACUCUGGACUAAGAAUUUGGUUGAGGAUGAAGCCACGUGUGAGAAGUGGCUGAAGCGGCACGGUAGGAGACAUUGUGGAGCAGUAGAAAAGGAUUUGUGCUCAAAGGUGUUGUUGUACGAGAGGCGAGAACAAAGGAAAGGUGGCAGUUUGGUAAACGGUGUGGAGGAGGGUUUUACGGUCGAUCUUGAGACGGAGGAAGUUGGUUUGAACAUCAUAUGCAUUUGUGCGAAGACGGUGGCGGGUUGUGUGAGAAGGUUUACAGCGGACAAAAAUAGUGGAAUAGCUGCAGAUAUAUCCUUUAGGAUGGUGGGAAAGAGGGCACUCUCAGAUUUUGUUGAGGCGUUCGUUGUCUGGUGGAGCGUGGAGGAUUCCAUUGCCGACUCUGAGUCGUAGCUGGACAUGUUUUGCAUUUUGAAGUUCAAGGUAGGAAGAAUGUUUGGCAAAGGAAUUUUCAAUGGAGUAAUUUUGCAAGUGGAAAAGCUCAAAUUAGUUUGCGAAAUUAGAGGCAGUUGUGGGGCCGAGUGCAAUCAUGGCCGUGAACAAGUCCCCUCAACCUCCUGCAACUGAUUGGCCAUUAAAGUUAAUUGCAAUUUGGCGCUAUGAAAAUUUAGUUCCUUGCAGGAAUAAAGUUAGAGCAAGAUAACACCCUAGUCCAACACUUUUCCCCUAAGAUUCCCUCCCUCACUUGAUUGUUUAGGUUUAGGUCUAAACCAAUGAAAAUACAGACCAUUCAUAGUUACUGUUCAGUACACUACAAAACAUAUUUAGUGUUACCAGUUCUAGAUACGAAGCUCAAUGUGCUAUAUACACACUAUUAUGUCUCGGUUCUAAUGUAACGCAUCCUCUAUAUUGAAAAGUACAACUAAUUUUAAUUCCUAA